AUGGCAACUAAUAAAGGGUCAAACUUGAGACAGAGAUCCCAAAGAAAUAACCCUGUCAAUAACAACAAGGAUGUCCUAAGUGCCAACAGCAAGAUCAAACCACAGACCACCUCAGAUCAACCUUUCCAUUAUGACCUUUGGUUGAUCCUAGCCCUCAGCAACUGGUUAUUUGACUUUGGACGUCCAAUUGCAGCGAUGUGGGUACCUCUUGAGUGGACACCGCUGGACAAACCAAGUAUUGGAGACUAUUUUCAUAUGAUUUACAAUGUGAUUACACCGUUUUGUCUUCUCAAGCUCCUGGGGCGCAGCAAACAACCUCUGUCCUCUAACUUUACACAUCUUAGUGUGAUCAUCUUUGUCAUGGGUGCCAGUAUGCAUUUGGUGGGAGAUUCGGUCAACCAUAGAUUGAUUCAUCUAGGGUAUAAGAACCAUCUCAGUGUGGCUGAAAACCCAAUCAUGAAAAACCUUAAGCCCAAGGAACUGGUGAAGUCUUUUGAACUGCUUUACAGAUAUGAUGAAGAGAUUGGUCAUCUCAUGUGGUACAUUCCUUUCUUCCUGUGUCUGUUUCUCUACUACAUGGGCUGCUUUAGCUCCAAAACAAGGCCAAAUGGGCUGGUUUUGCUUGGCUGCUGCUGGUACCUUGCAACAGAAGGCCAGAUUUUUCCACUGUUCUUGCUGACAUUUUUUGCUAUGCUGGCUGUCUGGGCUGUGAAGUCUUACCAAGGCCUCUACAGUGAUUUGAACGGACAUUUUCUUCUGUGGACAUUCACACUAACUAUCAUCCUGACAGCAGCGUGGUCAUGUUGGCUAUGGGAUGAUCAAGUGUUAAGACAGAAGUAUCCUGGACUUUUAUAUGUCCCAGAGCCUUGGGCUUAUUAUACAUUGUAUUUAGCACCGACCCACUAG
This is a messenger RNA of Candidula unifasciata, 906 nucleotides long. NCBI's taxonomy places the organism in Eukaryota, Metazoa, Mollusca, Gastropoda, Stylommatophora, Geomitridae. The record is from the annotation of a GenBank genome assembly.